AUGAUCAUCCCAAUGGUUCUCCUUAUGAGUUCCAUCGCUACACCUCUACUUGAUGAACAGUAUGAUGAGUAUACUAAUACUAGUAUCUCCGUUUUCAAUGAAUCUUUGUCGAUGGCUCCUGAAAAUUCCACUGAAUUAUCAACAGUUGAAACAUCAGAAAGUCUCUCAACGAACAGUACGACUACACAAUCGUCAUUUUCGACCGAAUCUCUUGUCGAUCAAAUGAAUUCGUAUCGUAAUGCGGAGAUUCUCUCCCGUAUUGAUCAAUGCGAUUCAUCAAUGAAACUGAAUGACAUCUGCGAAAUGUAUUCGAUUGAUAAUUAUACAAAUCUAUUAGUUCAUCAACCAUUGAUACGUUUUCAAACAUUAGAAAACAUCUAUGAUUCUCUGAUUAAUCGAACGAUGGUCGAAAAUUUAACAAAUUCGUGUCCGAUCGCUCAGUGGUGUUUAGGAAAUUUAUCUCGCGAUGAUGUCGAAUUCGCUUCAAAUAUGAUCAGACGGCGCGGCGAUUCGUUUUGCACAUUACAACAUUGCCAUUUUCGAUUAGUAACGUAUAUUCAUUCAUGUCCAUCAUUAGCUAAGCCGAAUAUCAGUAUUCCGACAUUGAAUUUGCUUCCGAUGUUAUGUUCACUGUAUACUGUACAAGAAAAAUGGACUUCGACGCGAUGUGUGGAAGAUUUUUCGUAUUUUUUCCAUAUAUUCUUUGCAUUUUGGCCACAGUUCGAGAGAUGUUAUGAUGAUACUUUGAUCGACUCUGACACUUGUGCAGCAGAAUGUCGAACAUUUGAUGAUAUUUUGGAAAAUUUAGAGUACCAAUGCAGCGAUGACAGGUCCUUCUUCUCUCAAAUUCCAGCUCUGUCAUCAUAUCGAUCGGCUAAAUUGAAACGAAUUUGUCGUGGGAAGAAUCUUUCACAAAGAUUUCCAUUUAUCCAUUCCGUUGAAGAAAUCUUUUCCUUCGAUCUACUUUGGCGUCAAUCUCAAGCCAAACCUCUCUAUCUAAUUUUCUUUCUAAUCAUUGUUGUUUGCUUUUUCUGCAGCUGCUCUCUUUGCUUACAUUCGAAAUUGAAACAUAAACAUCGACGAUUCGACGAUAGUUAUGUUUAUACUCGAAUACACAAUUCCGUUUUUGAACUUGGACAAAACACUGAAAUCUCAGAUACGAAUUUAGCAAUCAACGAUGCAGUUGACGAUGAAACACAAUUCGAUAUCAAUGCUUCGUGCCUUGUUUCACCAGAACACGAACGAUUGUUACAAAUCCAAUUAUGA
Messenger RNA from Adineta ricciae, 1266 nucleotides. The record is from the annotation of a GenBank genome assembly. Lineage: Eukaryota; Metazoa; Rotifera; Eurotatoria; Adinetida; Adinetidae.